Messenger RNA from Anolis carolinensis (green anole), 1782 nucleotides. It is a transcript of the gene tm7sf2, whose product is annotated as transmembrane 7 superfamily member 2. NCBI's taxonomy places the organism in Eukaryota, Metazoa, Chordata, Lepidosauria, Squamata, Anolidae. The transcript has 11 exons. Gene Ontology annotation, cellular component: nuclear inner membrane; endoplasmic reticulum membrane. The coding region runs from base 162 to 1418 and encodes 418 amino acids. Gene Ontology annotation, molecular function: Delta14-sterol reductase activity. Gene Ontology annotation, biological process: cholesterol biosynthetic process. The record is from RefSeq and is a predicted model, not a curated record.
CCUGGGAUGUCCCUCCAGGCCCUGCGAUGUGAUUGGCCGGUUCCUCCUAAGGACAGGAUGGGCAGAGGGGGAGGCCGGCUGCAAAGAAGACGGAGCCCCAGGCAGAUCCAGAUCCUGAACAAUCAGCCUUUCUUUUUGGGGGAAACUGAGGCACGAAGUCAAUGGAGCCGACAAAGGUCCCCCGGACCACCGAACUGGAAUUUGGGGGCCCCUGGGGGGCGGCGCUCCUGACCCUGCUGCUGCCCGGCGGGGCCUUCUACCUGCUGCUGGUCAGUGGGACCCCGGGGGCCUCGGUGCUGUCCGUGCCCGCUUUCCCGGCCUGGCGCUCCCUCUGGGACCCCACCGACCUCGGCCUGGUCUUGGCCUGGAUCGCGGCACAGGCCCUCCUCGCACAGGCCCCCCUCGGAAAGGUCACGGAAGGGACCCCCCUGCGGGACAAGGCCCGGCUCCAGUACCGCAUCAACGGCUGCCAUGCGCUGGGGGUGACGGGCGUGGUGCUGGGGGCGGGGCUUGCCGGGGGCCUGCGCCUCAGCUACGUCUAUGACCACUUCCUGCAGCUGGCCUUCGCGGCCACUCUGGUGGCCUUUGCCCUCAGCCUCCUCCUCUACAUCAAGGCCUUGGUGGCCCCCCCAUCCGCCUUGGCCCCGGGGGGCAACUCGGGGAACCCCGUCUACGACUUCUUCCUGGGCCACGAGCUGAACCCCCGCAUUGGCUCCUUCGACCUCAAGUUCUUUUGCGAGAUGAGACCCGGUCUCCUGGGAUGGGCGGUGAUCAACAUGGGGAUGCUGAUGAAGGAGGCGGAGGUCCGCGGCAGCCCCUCGCUGGCCAUGGUCCUGGUCAACGGCUUCCAGCUGCUGUACGUGGUGGACGCUUUGUGGCACGAGGAGGCGGUCUUGACCACCAUGGACAUCCAGCGGGACGGCUUUGGCUUCAUGCUGGCCUUUGGGGACCUGGCCUGGGUGCCCUUCCUCUACAGCCUCCAGGGUCACUUCCUGGUCACUCACCCCCACAGGGUCAGCCUCCCUGCGGCCGCCGGCAUCAUCCUCCUGAACGGCCUGGGCUACUCCAUCUUCCGGGGCGCCAACUCCCAGAAGAACACUUUCCGGCGCAACCCCAACGACCCCCGAGUGGCCGGGCUUCGCACGCUGCCCACGGCCACGGGGAGACGGCUGCUGGUGAGCGGGUGGUGGGGCCUCGUGCGGCACCCCAACUACCUGGGGGACCUCCUCAUGGCCUUGGCCUGGUCACUCCCCUGCGGUCUGACCCACGCGCUGCCCUACUUCUACCCGGCCUACUUCCUGCUGCUGCUGCUGCACCGGGAGGCCCGGGACGAGCGGCACUGCCUGGGCCAGUACGGCCUGGCCUGGGGGGAGUAUUGCCGGAAGGUCCCCUUCCGCAUCCUGCCCUACGUUUACUGAAGAUGCGCAAGAGGCGCUGGCUUAUCCAUGGCAUUUCCUCGUUGCUUCUGUCGUCACAACAUGGGGGGGGGGACUUGAUCCCGCUGCCAACUGUCCUGCAAAUUUGGCUCUAGUUUUGCAAUGAAUGAGCCUCAACCACGUUGACAAUACGGCGGUCACAAAAACAAAGUUUAUGGAGCAUAACAAUGACUUUCAAAUUAAGGACCGCACCAUUAAACAGGAAAUAACACUUCCAAACCAGGAACAACUUUUGUGAUUGUUUACAAUUAUUAGAUCCUUUUGGCCUGCGAUAAAGACUAAAGGCUUGGUUUGCAAUGGGAGCCUCUAAGGGAAGCUAUUAAUAAAAGGUCUUAUUUAUAAAAUA